Molecule: messenger RNA, 528 nt
Organism: Quercus lobata
Lineage: Eukaryota; Viridiplantae; Streptophyta; Magnoliopsida; Fagales; Fagaceae
Product: WUSCHEL-related homeobox 5-like
Exons: 2
Coding region: 1-528 (175 amino acids)
Biological process (GO): plant organ development
Molecular function (GO): DNA binding; DNA-binding transcription factor activity
Source: RefSeq, a predicted model, not a curated record
AUGGAAGAUGGAAUGUCAGGUUUUUGCAUUAAAGCUCGUGGUGGUGGUAAUGGAAGCACUGGAACCAAGUGUGGGCGUUGGAAUCCAACUACUGAACAGGUUAAAGUUCUGACUGACUUGUUCAGGUCCGGACUUCGAACACCGAGCACUGAUCAGAUUCAGAAGAUCUCCACUCAGCUCAGCUUUUACGGAAAGAUUGAGAGUAAGAACGUCUUUUACUGGUUUCAGAACCAUAAAGCUAGGGAAAGACAGAAGCGGCGUAGAGUUUCCAUUGAUGAUAAAGAUUUCAUCAGGCAAGAUCAGCAGGAAAAAGUUUCAUCUGCAAAACAUUUCGCAGAAAUACAUGAGGUUUCGGAGCCUGAAAGAGUGAUUGAGACCCUUCAACUUUUCCCAUUAAAUUCCUUUGAUGAGCCUGAGAAGCUGAGACUACAUGCUAAUGAGUACUUCAUGGAUACUACAGCUUAUUCAUACAAUUUUGGGACUGAAAUGGAUCAUCCACCGUUGGAUCUGCGCUUAAGCUUUCUGUAA